AAGACUGUUUUAGGUUUUUGGUUAUCAGUUAUGACAAUCAGUGUUUUAUUGUAUAUGUUUUAUACAAUUCUCAGUACCUUUUCUCCAGCAUUUGGAUGGGUUCAGGUCAUAAUAGGAAAUAUAACAUUUCAAUCAUGGAUAUAUUAUAUUUGUGAUCAUGGCCAAGAUCUUGUCACUACGUGGGAACAGUUGCAAGAGGGGGUGUAUUCUAUGGAAUGGUACAAGUGGAAUAUGGAAAAUAUAAAAAUCUAUCGCACAUUUUCACUAAACAUGAAAGCAGAACCGCUUAAAUUAUCUGCCGUAUUGGAAAUCAAUUUUGAAUUGUUUAAAGAAAUUGUAAAGAUGUUUUACUCUUUUGGGAAUAUCUUGUAUUCUACACAACAUAGAGGAGGUUCAAUAAAAAUCGCUUAGAGCACAAGAAACUCAUUUACAUUUCGUAGUUUCACACAGAUUUGCUUAA
Molecule: messenger RNA, 460 nt
Organism: Sitophilus oryzae (rice weevil)
Lineage: Eukaryota; Metazoa; Arthropoda; Insecta; Coleoptera; Curculionidae
Exons: 4
Coding region: 31-411 (126 amino acids)
Biological process (GO): sensory perception of smell
Cellular component (GO): membrane
Molecular function (GO): olfactory receptor activity; odorant binding
Source: RefSeq, a predicted model, not a curated record